This is a messenger RNA of Dovyalis caffra, 1359 nucleotides long. NCBI's taxonomy places the organism in Eukaryota, Viridiplantae, Streptophyta, Magnoliopsida, Malpighiales, Salicaceae. The record is from the annotation of a GenBank genome assembly.
AUGGAUGUGAAAAAGAGCAACAGAGCACUGACUAAAAGAAAGAGUUCUUGUCACUCAACCAAGAUCAUCAUAUCUAUUUUUCUACUGCUGCUGAUUCCCCUACUUAUCCAUUUGCAAGCUGCUCCUUUCUAUUUCUUUACUGCUCCCACUUCUGCUUCGCGGGCUUUUUUCAACAAAUGGAAAGGAAUAGCGCUCGACACAUCCAAUGGUCCUGCUAUCUCCAAGAACAGUGGCAGUUUGAUCUCAAAGCUCCGAGAUUCGGUCAUUUUCCUACCCCUGAAAGAUCUGAGGUUUGCUGAAACUGCCAUGGACGGGAACACUUGGUUUAUGAGCUCCUUGAACGACACCCGUGAAGUGAACGAAGCUGAAUACCUCUAUUUCCCUUCGCAAGCGUCCAAGGGACGGCUUCUAUGUAUCAAGGGGCGUCACACAAAAGAUGGGACCAAGAACUCAUAUGCCUUGGCUUGGCCAGAGGCUCUUCCAGACUCUGCCACACUCAUGAAGGGCUUGACCUUUGUGUCAGACACAUACUAUGAUUAUGGCAAUUUGUGGCAUGGAUUGACUAGUGUGGCCCCCUUUAUUGGUUGGUCUAUAAAAAACGAGUGCUUGAAGCCUACAAGAUGGGUAUUGUUCCAUUGGGGAGAGUUGAGGUACGAAAUGGGGUUAUGGUUGCAACACCUCAUGCAAGCUAACUUUGGAGAUGUUAACAUCGAGGGAUUUGAAAGGGGAGAUGGGCCUUGCUGCUUUGAGAAGGCAGUCGUGAUGAGACAUAACGAGGGAAGUAUGGGAAAGGAAAGGAAGCUUCAGGUUUUCGAUCUGUUACGAUGUAAUGCUAGAAGAUUUUGCGACAUAAGACAAGAGACCGGUGAAAGAGGUGAACCGGUUAUAAGGCUGAUGCUGCUCUUGAGGAGAGGUUCAAGAUCAUUCAAGAAUACAACAGCUGUUACAGACAUAUUUGCAAGGGAGUGUGCAAAGGUGGAGGGCUGCACAUUGAAGGUAGCUCAGUCAGAGGACCUAAGCUUCUGUGACCAGGUCAGAGUAAUGACUUACACCGAUGUUGUCACAUCCCCACAUGGUGCUCAAUUGGCAAACAUGCUUUUCAUGGACAGAAACAGUAGCGUGAUGGAGUUCUUCCCUAAGGGAUGGUUAGAGCUUGCCGGAGUGGGUCAGUAUGCAUAUCACUGGAUGGCAGACCAAUCUGGCAUGAAUCACCGAGAUGGGAAGGUUGGUCACAACGAAACCCAAUUUGCAGAUUGGGCAAGAACUGUUCUCAAACAAGUUAGGAUAAGCAAGAUGGAAAUGGCCACUGGGAGUACCACUAACAAGCCACAGCCAAAUUCAAUUGCCUCCAAGUGCUAG